GGAGGCGUAAAGCUUCAUCGAAAGCAACUUUCAUCACUGCAAGCCGAAUCUCAGAAACACUGUCAAACACUACCGAUCACGCCAACGGCAACUGCUUGUCACAGACACCACUCUAACAUGAACGCCUUCACGAGCACUAUGCGCCGCUCUGCAUCCCGGGGGUUCUCCACUGAAGCUCGUGUCCAUCCCAACAUCCUUCCCUACCUACACAACACGCGCCGAACAAGCAUGGUGCCUCGAUGGAUUCCAUCAACGAUCGCCGUCAUCGCCGUCGGCUACGCCGCCAGCAGCUACGGCAUGGGCAUGAGCCAACGCCGGUCCGCCCGGCUCGCCGAGAUGGAGAGACAACAGGCAGAGAGCCGCCUCCGGGCAUCAAAGCUGAUGGACGCCUACGGCGACGGCACCAGUCUCGAGAGCCUUGAACGGGCAGUCGCCCUGUACGAGGCCCAGAACCGGUCAUGAAGACAUGACCACCACGAGACAGAAACAGAGAGAGAGCACGACGAAUGGGGGGGACAUCAGCAGCGUUGACAUCAUGAGGAGUUUCUUUACGGGCGGCAUUCAUUGCAAGGCGUUUCUGGGCAGCACACGGCGCUGUGCUUUCACUGCUACCCGGGCUACGGGCAGCUUCGGAUGGGGAGGGGAAGACGGAGAGGAUAGGGCGGCUGUCGGUGCAUAACUGUACAUCACGAUGAUAUCUAGGGAGCGAAA
This is a messenger RNA of Verticillium dahliae VdLs.17, 711 nucleotides long. RefSeq lists its product as uncharacterized. NCBI's taxonomy places the organism in Eukaryota, Fungi, Ascomycota, Sordariomycetes, Glomerellales, Plectosphaerellaceae. The record is from RefSeq and is a predicted model, not a curated record. The transcript has 2 exons. Bases 118 to 462 code for a protein of 114 amino acids.